UAAGAAUUAUGACGUUUCUGAUUUGCAAGGAAACAUAAGAAACGAUCACUUUGCUUAUAAUUCCCCAGAAACUGAUUUUUAGUUUUGCUUUGGUUUUUAACCGUUUGAUGUUUUACCUUUGGAAUGAAUGAGUCAAAAAGUCAUAGAGCUCACCGAUGGUCUCAAAUUUUCUGUCGCUGAUGUUCUUGUUUGUGAGAUUUUAAUCAUCCAAUCAUCGGAAAUAACCCUUAAUGAAGCUGGAUUUUGUGGAUAUAAGUUCCUGGUAAUGAGGCUGUAAAUAUAAAAAAAGCAGCCCCGGUUUGUAUCGUAAAAAAGCUCAUUCUGAAGUUGAAACAGAGGAGCAAUUUGAAUUUAGCAAUCUGAUCGAUUUUAAUCCAAAUGGCUCACCUUCUUGGAAGUCAAGCCUGUCUGGAAAGCUUGGAGCAGGACAUCACCGAUGUUCAAACAACUGUGCUGGAUUUGUUGUCCAGAGUUGGCCCUGUGCAAAGCCCCUCAUGGAAAUAUCCUGACAAAAUAGCAUGUGAAUUGGACAUUGAAGAACUGCUGGAAAGAUACUCUCAUUCAAAUGACGAGGAUCAUUGUAAGCUAUCACAUAUUAUCCUGUUUGAACUGUUGAUUGACAGGUAACGAGCAUGUCUUGGUUCUUUUGACUAGCUAAUCUGAAGAUACCAGGCCACCUAGUCUUUUAAUAGCCUGCGAAUACAGCCGUCUUUCCUCACUCCUCAGGGGCGGAUCCAGGAUUUUUUUUAGGAGGGGGUGCACUCGUCUCUUGCUGUACUUCAACACCAAUAAACCACAUAGUUUUUUUUUGCAGAAUACCAGUUGUAUUAGAAAACCGCAGGUCAUCUCAUGGGGGGUGCGCACCCCCUGCACCCUCCCCCUAGAUCCGCCCCUGCUCCUUGCCACUAGGGAUGUUUUGCAGGCCUGGGGGGGUACUCCCGCGAAUUUUGGAUAGGGAUAGGGGUGUGCCGCAAAGGUUCGUGAACCCUAACCCUAUUUAAGGACUAAGAAAGCGAAAACUGAUACCCUUUUUAAGGCCCAAAGCCGAAAAAUGACACCCUAUUCUAGGAAAAAACAAAAUUAUUAAUAGCAUGAAAAAGAAAACUUUAUUUCUUCUCUGUAACAUUGGAUGUAAAGCAUCAAGCAUAAAAUAUUAGAAUAAGCCUUGUUUAAUUUUUUCACACUCCAGUAUUAGAUAAUACAAUUAAGCUACCCUAUCUAAGGACCACACCAGGGACACAGAAACAAAAGAGUCAAAAAAGAUACCCUAUUUAAGGACCGAGAACCUCAAAAACGAUACCCUAUUCCACGGCACGUACCUAUAUAGCCCAUAUGUGGGAGUACCCCCCCCCCCCUGGGUUUGCAGGAAAGUUGACUGUGCCUCAAUGACUGAAAUUCCAUACUGAUGCUGUAAAUCACUGUGCACAUAAUUGAUCUGGUAGUCAUGGGGUUCCAAUUUAAAUUUGCUCGGUCUUAUGUGUCUCUUGGUUGAUUAUGGUAAAGUUUUGUGUCCUUCUUUGAAUGAGCUCUGGCAAAACUCAAAUGCUUCUUCUAAAAAGAAUAUUUUGCACGAGCAUUGACUGUUUUGUAGUAGAUUCAUCAUGCUUACAUUUGACUUUUGUGGCCUUUUGUUCUUUGUCUGUGAUUUGUAAACGAUUGACUGCUACAUCGACCAAAGAGCUCCUGACCAGAUUUUGGACAGCUUUUAUGUCAUCAGUAUGGAAUUUCUGUCACUGAGGCACAGACAUCUUUCCUUUGAAAUGUCUCUAGCAGCUAGGAGCAAGGAGAGAUGGCUGUAUUCACAGGCUAGUCUUUUAACCACCUAUCAAAUAAGGGGAGUCAUUUGUUCCUCAGUUAAACUUAGACUGAUUUCAGUAUAAUUCUUAAACUCAUACAUGGCUCUGAGGCUUAAGGAAUAAAACAGUAGAAAUGUACUAUUCUACCCUGCCCUCGAGAUGGUGCCUUUAGUUUUAUUCUUAUUGAAGCCAAGUGUGAAUUUUAAGAUAUCAAAAUUGGUCUGUUACAAAAGAAUCACUCAUUUUGCUUGUUAAAUCUAACACCAUCUACUGCUCAGGGGCACCCAACGAGGAUAUAGUUCAAAACCACUUGAACAUAAUAUUGUUAAGGUAUUUUAGUAUUUAAAAGGUAGAUAUAUGCAUAUUUUUAUCCCCUAAAAAUUUUUCAUCUGUUCGAAUUUCCUAGCUGAAAGUCUUGUGAUCCGAAAAUUACAGCAAUCAAAACUUACCUUUUCGAAAACUUCAGCCAGAAUAAAUGCUUCCGAAAAUUUUAGGUGACCUUUUAACGUCAAAAAUCCAUUAAAAAUGGGCAAUAAUACCAUUUUUUAGAUGUCCGAAAAUCCUAGGAGAGGCAGACAAGCAAGAAAUUUUUUAUCAAAUGUUCCGAAAAUUCUAGAUCUCAAAUCGUCUUCCGGACAGAUAUUUUCUAAAAAAGACUUUGGGUGCCCCUGACUGCUGUGCCAAAUUGGCCACCAAAUAUAAUAGCCCUAAGUCUUUUACAGACCUUUAUCUUAUGGUAAAAUGAAGCCUACCUCUCAAAGGUUUGACCUCUUAUUAACAUUGUAAUAAUUUUAAUAUAGAGAGUGCAGACUAUAAGGUUUAAGGUAAAAGUUACAAUGGGUUGUUCCAGAAAAAAUCCACACCCCCCCGACGGAUGGGAUUCUGGAAAUUCUCGCGGGAGGGGGGGUCGAAGACUCCGAAAAUCCAGGCGGGAGGGGGGGUUGACCUUAACAAAGGCUUCUGCAGGGGUCACUUCGACCGAUAGUUGAUACAAAUCAAACGUUUAGUUCGAUGACACUUAAGCGCUUUCAGACCCUGAAAAUAGUCAAAAUGUUUUGUUCAUAUAUUUCUCACCUGACAUAAAUGAUAAUCUAAGUUGCUUUACAGGUCCUUUUAUAGCAGAAAACGCGAACAAGAUACUAAAGAACGGGCCUGAAGGAACUCGUCGCAACAUUGUUGUCACGAAGAGCGUCAAACGCCUGACACAUUUCUACUGCACCCCAGAGCCCCAAAGAAGAGCGAAGAGUGAUUUUUAUAAGCUAAGAAAUUAUGUAAACACUGCUCAGGUGUCGUUCGCAUUUUUGUUUUUUGCUCCUUUCGCUUUUAGUUCCACGCGAUAGAAUUCUUAGUUUAAUAUAAGCUGAAGCUUUAGAAAUUAAAACAAAAACAUUUAGACGUGUUUAUGCGUGUAUUUUCCAUUAAAAAUAAAUUAAAUUUAAGCCUUUUAUUUUUUUCCCGAAAUCCAGGCGGGAGGGGGGUCUUCCACCUUGGAAAUCCAGUUGGGAGGGGGGGUCUUGUGCUUCAGGAAAUCCAGGUGAGAGGGGGGGUUAAAAAAGGACCCCGUCCGUCGGGGGGGUGUGGAUUUUUUCUGGAAUAACCCAAUAGUAGUCUCUUCCAGGGACUAAAUGAUAGACCUGUGGGAUUAUUCAAGAAAUGUGAAGUCAUACUAGCAAAAAUUUGCAAGUUUUACCGACAAAACUGUACCAAUACAGUCAACCUUAGGCAGACACCAUUAUGACUUGCACUGACAACCCACCUAUUUUUUAGAGAUACCUGUAUCCACAAUAAUAUGGAAAACAAAACAGCUCUUUUUGGAAGAUGUCAGUUAAGAGAGAAUUCAAGAUUUUAACAGCUUUAACAUAAACAGAGUUUGCUUUGUUUAAAUAGACAAGUAAAUUGACAUUAGAAUCCUGUUUUCCUAAAUCAGGCUUGUGCUUCUACUACAAGGUAUGGCUCACUUUAUUGAACAGCUGCUGACCUCAUGUGAUGGCAGGCCUGCUAGCGGGAAAAUUCUUGGCUCGUCAAUGUCUGUAGGACUGGUCGCAAAGAAGUUCUGGAAUAAACUAGUUCAUGUUCAACAGACAACACAGCAGCUACAGUUUGAGAGCAAAACUAAGAAUAAGACAAUGUCAAAAAUGGAGGAUACUAUCACUGACCUUAGAGAGGAAGUCAAGCUAUUUAAACAGGCUCUGGACAAAAAAUCAGGCAAAUCAUCUGUUGUUAAAGGCAAAAUCCAAAGCCAGAGUGCCAACAGAACUUCUGUCAAAUUCAUCCUCUCUCCAUCUGAGGAGUUAUCACUAGAAAGUUCAACUCCAACACAGGAUCUUUCUCUGGCAGUGGAAGAUGUUGCUUGUGCAAGGAGUUGUCAGGAGUCAUCAACACAGACAUAUGAUACAGCAUUUAUACCUUGUGAGGCUUGUGCAAGAACCCAACAGAACUUAAUUGAAGUUGGUAGUAUGGUUAUUAAAGUAUGUGAAUCUCAAGGGCUUCCCUCUUCAUUGGCUAAACAGAAGAAGCUCUUGCGACAAUCACUUAUGGCUGCAGCUGAUGUCUCCAGGUGGGCAUCAGAACAAAACCAGGAUUUGAAAAGAAUUAAUGAUCAUUUAGACAACUUAUAUGCACAAAUUAAUCCUUUGGAGGAUAAGCUUAGUAGAUCAAAACAGGCUUGUGUUAAUCUGGAGAAGCAAAUCAAAGAUUUACAGAAUCAACUUUCAGAAGAGCAGACUGCAACUCAAAGAAAAGAAGAAGAAUUCCAUCAACAGCUUAAAACAGUUGUUGCUGAAAAAGAUCUUCUUUUGUCAGAUGCUGAGAAACUAAACAAUGAUCUUAUGAAAGGGAAAGAUGCCCUCCAGGAGAUGGUCAUAAAGUUAGAAGAGAAGAGAAAGAAAUAUAAAGAAUCUAUAAAAGACCUUGGUAGGUUGGUUGAUGAUCUUGUCACUGGGAUUCCAUCAAAAAUAUGCCUUUAAUCCCAAGUUUGUAGUGUCUUCGAUCACUUUUAAAUAGUAGGAACACUUGGUUGAUUUCCCCCGUCUCCCCCUUCACAAAGUUGAAAAUCACUCAAACUUUCCCAAAAUGCUCUUUUUAACAACACUGCAAGGGGGCAAAGGGACUACACUGUACAUGCCCCGAAAAAAACAGAAGUGUCACAAUUUUUUUGACUGGGGUUGUAGCUGUUUUUUAGCCUACCGUGUGGCACCAAAUUUUUGCGGGAGUUUAUUUUUGCAGAUUGGCAAUUUUUUGUGUUUUGCAGGAACUUAUUUUUGCGGAUCACUGGAAAAAAUCGCAAAAAUGAGAACCCCCAAAAUUUUGUGCCACACGGUAGUAGAUAAAAAUGGACUUCUGACAUUCAUGUAGGUCAUUUGUACCGUCAGCCCUUGCAUAGAGGCUUGUUUGUGCCUUGUCACACCACAGUUUACUGUUGAAGAUAAUUUGGGAUGACUGAACACGUUGAAAUUUGUCUUUCUUUGGCCCAGGGGAUGAAAACUCCAGGCUGUUAACAGAGUUAGACAAAGAAUCAAAGGAAGUUGCAAGGCUAACAAUUGUUGAAUCUGAGGUGCAGACAUUGAAAGUAGAGUUAGAUGAAGUUCAGGCCAAAUUGAAGAGUACUGCCAUUGAGCUUGGUAAAACACAGGCCAGGAAUAAAACCAUGGAGAGACAUGAGCAUGUAAGAAUCAUUUCACAUUGUUUAUUACAGUUUGUCUUUUAAGUCCAAAGAGUGACCAAAGUGUAGUUCCAGAAGAUGUCCAUACUCCCCCCUUGGAAAGGAUUGGAAAUUCCUAGAGGGUUGGGGGGUUCUCAAAGGCCCAAAAAUCUAAGUAAAUGUAUGAAGCUUGACUGGAAAUCCACAGGGCUGGGGGGGUGGGGGGUCUAAGGAAAAAUCCCUCCCGUGGGGAAGGUAUGGAUAAUUUUUGGAACCACACAAUAUCAAUGCAUAAUCAAGAGAAGAGGUUAUGAGAAUUAAUCUAAUGCACACUAAUGGGAAAAUGUUCUGAUAUUUUUACCAAAAUUCUCUCAACUAAUUUUGUAAGGAAAUGGGUAUAUGGAGAUCAGUCUGGAGAAUUUUGAAGUGGAUAUUGGAGCUUAAAUGGGUAACUCAUUUGUCCCUGGAUUACUUGUGUGGAUCCAAGUCCCUUCUACAGCUUGUGGUGUCAUCAGUUUUAACAGUAGCCUGUUCCAAGCGUUCAGAUAGUGGAGAGCGGUGCGAAGUAAAGAAAGCGAUGAAAAGUAGAGGGGGACUGGGGAGAGAGGUGCGGGAACGCUUGUAAGAAUUAUACCAGAUCCUGGUAUACCCUCUGAUUGGUUGAUUUUGACAGUUUUUGUCAACAGUGGAGCGUCUUCGAUCACAGAGAGAAAUGCGAUAUGGCGGUAAUGACAGACUCUACGUCCCGUCACGCAGAAUUCGAACUCGCAACAAACACAGCGCUGAGUGACUUUCCAAAUGUAGUGGCUAAACGCGAAGAGCAAAGAAACUGUUUAAAACACGUAAUCGGUAGGAUAGAUGUCUUCCCAAUUUCACCGACUGGCUUUGGGAAAAGUCUUAUUUUCCAGCUUUUUCCUCGAAUAAAGCGUGCGUUGGAAUGAAGGCAGGAUAGAAUGCCAUUUACGAUUGUAGUGGUAACUCCGUUGAUUGCCAUCAUGAAAGACCAAGUGGAACAUUUGAACAAAAUCGGAGUAGCGGCGGCAAUGAUGGGAGAAGAUGUGGAUGAAGCCGUUAAAAGCGAAAGCUGUGAAAUUGUAUACUGAAGUCCCAAAUCGUGGUUUUCUAAGGAAUGGACAAAAGGAGUCCAAAAAGGAAAGCUUGGAAAGCAAGUUGCAGCUAUCGCUAUUAACGAGGUCCAGUCAAUUACCGAAUAGUAAAUUUUCCCAUCAAUAUUAUUGUUGUGCAUUUUCAUUACUUGAGUUAACGAUCUGUAUUGAAACGGCUUUCUAUCGAAAUGAGCGAUAUUUGUUUGUCACUUGAUUCAUAAUUUUUUUUGUCACGUACACGCUGAAAUCAUAUUUUAAAGCCGUAAAUAAAUUCAUUGUACAUGAAUACUUCUCCCGCUCUCUGUUGUCUGAAAGUCUUACAUUAGGUUUUUAGUGAGACUAUGUAUACAUAAUAUUAAUUUUUGAUCUGAUAAAUUUAAUUUAUUCGCAAGAAAAAUAAUAAAUGUAAGGGGCUGUAACACCAGUCAUGAUUGACAAGUGAAGACCACCUACAGCUGAUGCGGUCUGACUGGGCGGAAGAGUCUAUUUAAAACAAAUCUAACAGGCGUUCCCUCUCUCACCUCUCCUCCUCCCCCGCUUUUAUUUUUUGGCGCUCCUUUUUACUUCGCACCGCUCCCCACUAUCUGAACGCCUGGAACAGGCUAUUUUAACAGUUUCCCUUGUACUUGUACAGGGAAAAGAGAUCAAUGCCCGAUCUUUGAAAGCUGAUGUUUUAUAUCUGGAAUAGAAGGCUGCAAAGUGUUUGACUUAUAAACAACGCUUUGGGUAGUUUUAGCUCUUUAAAGCCAGACGGUGACCAGUAAACAUCUUGACUAGCUGUAAGAGUUGAUUUUUUGUCAAAAUUUCCAGCAGCAAAUGGUUGUAAGUUGUUACACCUUUGAGGUUGUUGGGACCUGGUAGGUAAAAACGUACCAUAUUUUUUCAAUUUGCCAAGUUUCGACCUCAGCAAUCAUUGAUUUACAGUAGCAACGUGUUAAUCAUAAUUGCCAAACCAGGAGGGGCGAUGAUGGUGUUUUGAUGGACCAGUUCCCUUUUUUUAAAGGUGGAUAACACUUAGCCUAUUCAGUGUAAAAAUCAUGCACUAUCUAGUGUAUAGCGCAACAGGUUUUCCUUCUAACACUUUAGUAUCCACUGGAUAGUGAUUUAUCUGGAUGAUAGCGCUAUCCAUCAUUUGAACAACAAGGCUCAGACUGAUUACUUUGCUUUCCCAAUGUUCUGUUGUAGGCAUUGCAAAGCAAACAUGAUGCACUUCUCAGAAGAGUUGAUGAACUUGACACUGAAUGUGAGCAGUUAAGAGAAAGGGUAAUGGAUGCUGAAGGCGAGAAAGAUGAGCUACAGGGAGUGGUGGAAGAUCUGCAGACAGAGAAAGAGAAGCUUGCCAAAGAACUUGACUCCAAACAGGUGUGCUACCGUUUCUUUAUAGUUUGAUAAUGACUGUAAAAUACAAAAAACUUUUUAAAAAAGCAUCGUUUGUUGUCAUUUCUACGUGGUUAUUUCAGCUACACGAAGGUCAGCCCGUUUGUAGAUCGUUGUAGGGCAAGCAAGGUACUACCCUCUUCCCAUUUGUUUUAAGACCUUGAGUUCUGUAUUGGUUAGAAACCGCGACCUCUCGCGCUGCAGACAAGCGCUCUACCAACUGAACUUAGUUAACACUGUUGCGGUUGAGGAGACAGUGAGUUUACGAGUUUGUGUUCUGCUAACCUGCCUGUUAGAGUGGAGUGGAGAAUAGCCCCUCCCCCCAACCCCCUCCCCCCCCAAAAAAAAACCCUGUCCAGAGCUGGUCAUUUUACAGCGAUAGUUUUUUUUUUAAUCGGCGAGGCAAUAGCCGAUCUUUGUAAUAAUAUCACCCGUCCAAUUAAUUAAUCUUUUUGCCUAAUAUUAGCAAGUUCGUUUUCCCCAGCAGAUUAGAACCUCUUCUUUUUUGACAGAGUCUUCUGGAAGAGUUAAGAAACGAGAAGGAAAAGCUAUUGCAGGAGGUUGAAGAAUUUGAAGUUAAGACAAGCGAACUUGAGCACCAGCUGAAGGAAAGCGAAGAAAAACUACAGCUGGUGGUUGAGUUUCCCUCCAUUGACGCCAAACAAUCGACUCAAACUCAGUCUGAUAAAGGAGUUAUGUUCAAUGGUGAAGGCCCUUCUGAGGCGGAAGUAGCACAAGAUAUGGAACGGCAGGUUAUGGCGAACAACAUCAGAAUUAUGACUCUGGAGGAGCAAAAUGACAAGUUGAGAAAGUCCAUCGCUUUCCUGAUGAAUGCCCGAGAAAAUAUAUCGAAGAAAAAGGUGAGUGCAUAUUGGGGUAUAACCGGUCAAGUCGCCCGAAACCAGAGUCAUGUCGCCCGAAAUGGACCUGAGAACUCUGGGAUGAGGGGUUGUGCGAUUAUUUUAUGUCCGUAGGUUUGCUUUGUCUUAGAGUAACCAUUUGAUGAACAUGAGAAUGUUGUCACCACAGUCAUCGUCGUCGUUAUCACCAUCAUUAGGGAGCUUAAGCAACAACGUUUUUGAGCGACGCACGUCAACCGGAAGUGGCCUUUUUUCAUUUUUUGACGGUGGUUUCGCGCAAAUUUUCAGUCAAAUCGCCUCUAUAACAGUAAAGAAGCUAAGGAAUACAAAUUUUAUAUCAUCAAGGCAUGUUAAGAGGGAAAAUACCUCACUUCCGGUUGACGUGCGUCGCUCAAAAACGUCGCUGCUUAAGCUCCCUAUUAUUAACCCUUUAAGCCCUAAGAGUGAUCAGCAUCAAAUUUCUCCUUGCAAUAUCAAUGCUUUGUAAAACAGAGUGGUCAUGAGAAUUAAGGACAUUAUCACGCUAGAUGAAUCUAAUUGAUACUUCAACAAAUCCUCCCCACUACUUCUAUUGAAAACGUAUAGGGAUAACAAAUGAGAAUUUGAAUUUUGAUGUAAGGGUUUAAAGGGUUAACAUCAUCGUUAUCGUCAUCCGCGUCAUCAUAGUCAUUAGGGAGCUUUAACAACGACGCAGGUGGCUGCAACAAGAACGUCAUAAAAGCCGAAAUAGGUUUCAUUGGGAAAAAAAAACCUUGCGCGUGCAUUGUACAUUUCUUUGCCGUCACUACCCUACUACGACGUGAAAAUGCAUAAUUUCACGUUUUACUGUAGGAAGUAAACAAGCGACUACGAAUAUUUUUUUCUCUUUCUAAACUUGAGUACGGUCCCCAAGAAACCAGCUCGAGGACAUUCGCCUACAUUUGACAUUUUCAGCGAACUGGAAAAAUAAAAAAAACGCGAAUUCAUUUCAGUAGUGACGUUUUCGCUGCCGUCGCCGUCGUCGAUGCUAAAACUUCCUGUUAUCAUCAUCAGAUCGUCAUUGUCAUCAUAAUCACCAUCGUUAUCGUCAUCAUCAUCGUCAUUAUCAUCAUCAUUAUAUGUAUUAUAUUCGUUAUCGUCAUCCGCAUCAUCAUCGUCGUAACAAUGUAGUUAGUAAAGAUUUCAUUCAUCGGAAAGCCGUAAUGGAUUACUACAGUUGGUUAGUGCACGGCUAUCUGUGCAACAGGUCUCUAGCUCGAUCUCCAGGGGUGACCUCCAAUCCUUGUCUCGACUUCUCUCCUUUCCAUGUAGCUUAAAGUAGCUUUGAAUAUCCGCAAAACGAAGUACUGAUGGAGCGUGAGGGUGAAGGGGUUCUCUCCUCCGCAGAGGCUCCCGCUGGGUACCCUCCCUACGGUACAAAGAGGCCUCUGCGGAUGAAAGAGGGGAAGGGGGGAAAUGAGCGCAUGAUCGACCUUAGGUUAAUUAGCAAUACGAUAAAUAUUUCGAGUUACCAACGUUAAAUGAAGAAUUCGAGUAGGAGGUCCAGAACUCUCAGUCCCAGAAAGACUCUCCGAGUCCCAGAAGUUUCAUUCUUUCCUGUAGUUGACCAACAUAUAAAAAGACUUAAGCCACCAGGAUGGCGUGACAAGUGCUUAUUUAAGGCGCACACACUUGACUUGAAAAUGAGGAGUAUUAGAUUCUGGAAAAGUGCUCCCCUAUUCAUCCCUUAUUUUGUCGUAAGUGAGCAAUUAGUGUUAAUAUUGGGUUAGGGGAGGGGUGAGUGUGUGGUUUUCGAAAUUUGAAACUGAUCCGCUGACCCCGUAGAGAGGAAGAGUUUUAUUUUUAAAGUUGACGCUUUUGUACAAAGGAAAUUAUAGGGUUGAGAGGAUUAAUGUUUUCAAUUUCUUAGGUGCAAGACCCUGUUCCCUUAUGGAGGUCCGCACACGGUGAAGACGAUCUAACUGCUGGACAACAGGACUCAAUACAAAGGUUGAGUACUUUGAAAUCUUCUUUUGUAAUUGAUCCUAAUACGUAAUCAUCUCAAUAUUUCCAUUGCCUCUGUUGCCGCUCGAGGACGUCUGUGCUUGGCAUUUCUCAUCCUUUCAUGGUUUUCACUAUUUCUUUGCUCUUCUAUGUCUUUCAUGAAAGAGUUACCUUCACAUGAAGGCUGGCGUGGUUUCUUUGAUUUUAGUAUGCCACAAUCGUCAACGGCCCCUAAGUACAUAUGUACAGUCUUGUGACAAUAACAUUUCAGUCGAAAAUAUAUCUUUUCUCAGAACGUUCUACGACGAUGACUCAUACAUGCAACAGAAACGCCCCUCAUCUGCGGUAAGAGAAGGACAGAGCUCGUACCCAGACUAUCACUCGUCAAGCCGGCUACAACCACGCCCACCUGAAAAACCUAGAGCCCAGUCCGCAAAGACACGAGUGAAAAGCUCGACAUCUAAACUCGCAGAUAAACGACAGAGUGCUACACUGAGCGCAAAACUUGCGGCCAGCGGUAAACACGUGGUAAACAUCAUGGGAAGUCUUGCUGAAGGAGGCCUCCAAAAACACGAAUGGCAACAUUCACCCGUCCCUACCUGGGACGUUGUAGCGAAAGAGGGCAGGGGUGGGCGAGUGAGCCCUGCGUCGACGCGUUACACCCCAGUGAAUGUUUUUGUUUGUUCAAGUUGCGAUAAAAUGUACAACACACAGAAAGAUCUGGACAUCCAUAAAUCGUUCUGUUACGGCAGAGUCAAUGAAAAUUACACGUAAUCCGAAAAGGGAGCACUGCAAUACUAGAGAGAAUGAUGCUCUCUUGUCUUAAGCUUACAAUCGGCGAC
This is a messenger RNA of Porites lobata, 11583 nucleotides long. NCBI's taxonomy places the organism in Eukaryota, Metazoa, Cnidaria, Anthozoa, Scleractinia, Poritidae. The record is from the annotation of a GenBank genome assembly.